AUGGGAGACUUCAAUGCUUCUCUAUCUCAUGAUGACUCGAGUGCAGGUUCUUCCAGCUAUAGCAUUGGAACCCGUGAAUUUAGAGAGUGUGUUAAUUCCAUCGAUGUGUUUGAUGUUAAUAGCACGGGGUUACAUUACACAUGGUCGAAUAGCCAGCAUAGAGGAGGUAUUAUUUUUAAAAAAUUGGAUCGAAUUAUGUGCAAUAUUAAUCUGGUUGCUGAAUUCCCGAACGCUGGAGCUUAUUUUCACCCUUUUCGGAUUUCUGACCACGCCCCUUGCAUAUUAAAGUUGCCAACUGUGGCAAGAGACAAACCAAGACCGUUUAAAUUUGUUAAUCUACUUGCUGAAAAGCAUGGUUUUCUGGAAGCAAUUAAUCAGAUCUGGGGAAAAGAGAUUACAGGGUUUCGUAUGUACCAGGUUGUUAUGAAGCUUAAGUUACUUAAAACUCCGUUACGAAAACUUUUCUUCCAACAAGGGAAUCUGCAUGAGAAUGUUAAGAAGGCUAGGAAGGAUCUGGAUGAGUGUCAGCUUGUUAUGGAUCAAGAUCCGGCAAAUGGUGAUGUGUUAGCUAAGCAUAGUAUUCUUCUAAAGAAUUAUAAAGAUGCUAUUCAUGAUGAAGCUGUCUUUUUACAACAAAAAUCCAAAGUUGAUUGGUUAACGCUUGGGGAUUCUAAUACCAAAUAUUUUCAUAACGUUGUGAAAGCCAAAAACCACUGA
Molecule: messenger RNA, 717 nt
Organism: Helianthus annuus (common sunflower)
Lineage: Eukaryota; Viridiplantae; Streptophyta; Magnoliopsida; Asterales; Asteraceae
Exons: 1
Coding region: 1-717 (238 amino acids)
Source: RefSeq, a predicted model, not a curated record